AUGAUACCGAGCGAGACCGACUCGGAGCGAGACUCAGUUGACCGAAGAAGCACGGAGUAGGAUGGUAUCAGAUCGAUGGCAUAGAAGACGAGGUAAAUGGUUACGUCCGCAUGCCAAGGCAAGCAUUCCUUGCUCUGGAGUGAGCUGUAGCUGUCACAAGCACAGGCUGCCUGUGGGUGGAAAACAUGGGAAGAAAUCCCCAAUCCCACAGAACCUUAUGUUUAUUAAAAGGGCAGUAUUCCGUAGGGCAACACCCGGGCUCAUUCAUAAUCAGCCCGUUCCCUCCGAGUCGUCAUCCAGUCGAUGCGAUAAUCCCUGGAGCGCUGGGCCGGUGUUUUGAUAGGCGGCCCUAGUGGACCUACGAUUCCGACGACUGUCAACUCGUCUCGUCCUUAUUUUGCCUAGCGCCGGGUUCAGUGUCAAAUUCGGAUAGCUUGCUCUUGUCACGCUACAUAUAUCUACAUACACCAUCCCGAUGGCUCACUGCCCUCCUUUACAUCCCUUUCUCCACCCUUUUCAUCUCCAACGAUGCUAUCACCAACCGGACACAGUCAGUACAUCGAUCCUGCCUUUCUCUUCGGCGUCGAAGGACAGGUCGCUGUGGUCACCGGUGGGGGUACCGGCAUCGGUCUUAUGAUCGCCACUGCGCUCGAGAACAACGGUGCGACUGUCUAUAUCAUCGGGCGGAGGCUGCAAGUGCUGGAGCAGGCAGCCCGAGACAACAACCGCUUUGGGAAGCUCAUUCCCCUCCAGGGAGACAUCACCUCUCGCGAAUCGCUCCUGAACAUCGUCGACGCCGUCCGCAGACGUCAUGGCUACAUCGACAUUCUCGUCAACAACGCGGGUAUCGCGCGGAAUCUACUUCCUGCGAAGCUUCCAUCACCCUUGGACAACAUUGACGCCGUUGGCCGCGCGACAGCACCGCCCUCGAUCCUAGCAUACCAGCAGGUCCUCUGGGAUACGUCAGACCCCAUGGGCUUUACGGAAAGCUUCGAAACAAACGUGUCUGCCGUGUAUCAAACUACGGUCGCCUUUCUAGACCUGCUCUAUCAGGGUAACCUCCGCAAGGGCAUCUUGCCCCCCAAAUACGCAGCAGCACGCGCCACCGCCACCACCCCAUGCCCCCCUCCUCACACAAACGGCGCCGUCUCGGCCGACAACUCGGGGCGCUCAACGCCCUACCACUCCCUUCCACCAACACCACCCCAGUGUACACCCCCGCCCGAGCCCUCGCGCGAGUUGCCCGACGCUCGUGAAGGGCCCAACGGUGCAGACGCGUCGUCUUCUGCACACAACGGCACGGCCGCAAACGGACACGCUGCUUCCGCACCGCGGAUGCACAUCCCGGAGCCUGCCUCGCAUGUCAUCACCAUAUCAUCGUCGGGGGCAUUCCGCAUCGACGCGCGCAUGCUCUCGGUCUCGUACACGCUCGCCAAGGUCGCGGUGACCCACCUCGGGCGGCUGCUCGCGAACCUGCUGAGCGACUGGGGCAUCCGCAGCAACGUGCUCGCACCCGGCGUGUUCCCAAGCGAGAUGACUACAUUGCAACAUCUUACGCCCGCCGGACUUGCGCAGGCCGUGCCUGUAGGACGUGCCGGGGGCCUAACAGAUAUGGCGGGCCCGAUCCUAUUCUUGGCUGGACGAGCGGGCGCCUACGUGAACGGCGCCGUUUGGCUCGUCGACGGGGGACGCGUUGGCUCGCUCCCAAAUUCAUACCAGUGGUAAUGGAACCGUAACUUUUAAAGCCGCCCGACGAGGAUCUAUGAGGAUGGGGCGAGCGGAGGAGGAAGAUCUUUAAUCAAUAUGACUUGGGAUAUUGGGUGAUGACACAGUUUACGACCUGAACGAUAAUCACGGAUCGCGGAUACCCACCAGCCUCAGCACCGGUAUCAUAUAGCUGUAUUCUAAGUAGGCCUUUUGUUGCAGCCACGUAUUUAUUUUUCUCGGCGCUCAACGUUAUAUAAUUAUGUAUCUAUAUUCACGUACAAACAGUCGCGUUUUAA
This is a messenger RNA of Coniophora puteana RWD-64-598 SS2, 2003 nucleotides long. RefSeq names its product NAD(P)-binding protein. The coding region runs from base 529 to 1725 and encodes 398 amino acids. The record is from RefSeq and is a predicted model, not a curated record. Lineage: Eukaryota; Fungi; Basidiomycota; Agaricomycetes; Boletales; Coniophoraceae. The transcript has 4 exons.